AUAUUGAAAUGUAGUGGAACUUACUCUUUUUUCAGGACAGAUGGAAGUUUUGUGGUUCAUGAUGUACCUUCAGGAUCUUACGUAGUGGAAGUUGUAUCACCUGCUCAUAAAUUUGAGCCCGUGCGAGUUGACAUAACUUCAAAAGGCAAAAUGAGAGCAAGAUACGUGAAUUACAUCAAAACCUCUGAAGUUGUCAGGCUGCCAUACCCACUCCAGAUGAAAUCUUCUGGACCUCCUUCGUACUUUAUAAAGAGAGAAUCUUGGGGAUGGACAGAUUUCCUCAUGAACCCUAUGGUGAUGAUGAUGGUUCUUCCAUUACUGAUAUUUGUGCUUUUGCCUAAAGUUGUCAACACCAGUGACCCUGAUAUGAGACGGGAAAUGGAGCAGUCAAUGAACAUGCUGAAUUCCAACCAUGAGCUGCCAGAUGUCUCUGAAUUCAUGACAAGACUUUUUUCUUCAAAAUCUUCCAGCAAGUCUGGUAGUAGCAGCAGUAAAGCAGGGAAAAGUAGUUCUGGGAAAAGGAGGUAGUUAAGUCUUCUUCCUAAGCCUGAGUUUGCACAACCGUUUGUUAUGUUGUGUCAUGUUUAUUUGUCUUGAAAGAUCAAAAAGCCACUACUGUAAACUUUCAUCAGGCACAAAACAUGGUAUGCUACAACUGUGGUGCAUAGCUUUUUUUAGUCUGUAUAAGCUGUUUUGUACUUGACAGUAAGUAAAAGAGGACACUGCUUCAAUACUGUAUCUGUAUAAAGUUAUUGAUGAUACUGAAUUAAGUAUAUUGUUCUGUAGAGAAUUAUAAAUUAUAUGAUGUGCUAGACAGUAACGAAUGUCUUAAUCAUAAGACAGUGUAUAAAACAAAGAUAAUAGAAGUGGAAUUCAGUCUUAAGAUGGCUUUAAUGUUUUAUACUUGCUGUUGAGUUCUGAAAUGAACAGAUUCUUUCAAAAUUGAGUCAUGGGUUUACCGAAUAAGAAAGUUGCUGUAUCAGCCUGUCAUAUAUGUUACAUAUAAAAUUAUUUUAUUUCACAGUGUUUUCUGUCUGGACACCUUAGUUCAAGGACUUCCCAAUUUUUAUUGCCCAGUUUUACUCUGAUCUACUUUCUGCUAAAAACUCUUUUGGCGGGGGGGAAAGCAAAGCAUCCUGCAUCAGAAAGUCUUUUAAGCUCUGUCAAUUAUGAAUCCAAGGUAUCUAUAUAAAAUGAUGAAUGUUUAUCUUGGAUCUUUCUAAAUCACAUGUAUCACUUCUUCAGCACUUGGUUCUUACUGUUUUCUGUGUACUGUGCAUUCUUCUUAUCAGUGGUAAGAUUUGAGGCCAAAUACAGAACAAAAUGUUAAAAAUUUAAGAAAAUACCUAAAAGUACAAUUGGAAGGUAAAUCCCACUCAUCUUUUAAAUUAUGUUCCAAAAUAUACAUGACUGUCUCUAGGUAUGCUAUGUCACUGGCAAAAUUUUCUUUGAGCAUGCCUGUGUCCUGCAAUAUCUUCAAGCUACCCAGCAACUUCACAGAAAAGUUGAAAGGAUUGAUUUCCACUACAUGAACAUUUGCAAAUUAAAAAGACAACAGUUCCUACCAAACACCAUUAACAAAUGUCCAUAAAUCGUUUUUUCUUGUUUGUUGGGGGGUUUUUGGCUUUUUUUGGUUUUAGCAUAAAUGCUGUUCUUUUCCACUUUUACAAUUGCUAACUUCUUAGGUAACAGUACCCAUGUAGUAUGGGUAAUGUAUAUCUGAUUUCAAAAAUGGUAUUUAACAUUCACCUAAAGUACACCUGAAGCAAAAUCAAUUCUAAUACAUUUAUUUGUUCUGCCAAACACUUAGGAAGGCUAUAAAUUGUCUUAGAAUACACUUAGAAGUGUGCUGUGAAACAUAAAAGCUGCAAAAGAAUAAGUACUCAUUCAUAGGAUGAAGUAAAAUUUGAAGAUGUUGGAGAAGAAAUAAACUAAUGUUUUUUGGACAGUGAAAGAUUUCAGUCUUUGCAAAGCAAGCUGCACAUUUUUGGUCUUGUUUUUGUUUUGCUUGAAUGGUCUUUUUGUUUUGUAUAUUAUGUAAAAUAUAUCUUCUGGAAGGAUUUACUGAAAUGAGUAUCAUGUUGCCUUUGUAAAAAAAAAAAACAAAAAAAAAAACCCCAAAAAAACAAACACAAAACCAAAAAAAAAAAACCAAAACCCAAACUAACAAACCAAAACCUCUUUCAGCAUCUUACUGAAAAAUUCAUAGGAAAAACAGGGAGCAGUUCUUUGAAGAUGGAGCAGUUAGUUUUGUUACUGUGCUGUCCUGGAAAGUACAAGCCACAAGUUACUCUUGUUUAACAGUAAUUUGAAUUACAAUUAAGUUGAAUUAACUUGUUUUAAUCACAGUUUGUUUGGUAAUUAAUCAUACCUAUACAUUUUUCCUUGUUACAAAGGUAAGGACAGUAUUUCUGCCUUCUUUCAUUGUGUCUGUUCAAGGUCUUGAUCUGCCUUUAAGGGAGAAUGGAGAACUCAGGCCAUGGAAAGAUGAAAGUCUCUGUUAAGAGUUCAGAGUACACAAAAUUAACAGGAAUGGUAAGGAUCCUAAUAAAACUUUGGAAGGACUAUAUGGAAUAUUCAACACUCUUUCCUAGAAAUUAUGUAUCAAGGUCCAGGCAAUUUCUUUGUCAUCAAGAUCAGAUGCAGUAUACCACUCCUCUGCCUUCAACAGAAAACUCUGUUCCACCCCCACAAACCUGUUACCUGAACAUUCCAAGCCCAAAAAUCUUGUUACCCGAUGCUACUCCCUUGAUCAUAUAUGUUACUCCUCUCCUUUUCAGACACUUUUGCGAUAAAGUGUAUUGGUCUGAUGCUGAAGUAAUGCUAGUUACAAUGGCACCAAUUUAUUUGAUAGCUUUUCUAUUGCAGUUACUAGUAUAGUGCAGGGUUGUCUUUAUGCAGAAUGUAAAUGUUUGCUAUAGUUUAGUUUUAAUGUCAUCUUUUAUAGAUUUUUAGUAGUCUGUCUUCUGUGUUAGGUUUGACAUCUCGGUUUUACCAAAAAAUUUAGCUGCCUUUUAGCGAGGCUACUUGAGAGAGCAUAAGGCCAGACGGUAAGUUGAAGCAGCUGACACCUCAGAACAGAAAUUAAAGAUGUGCAGAAUCUG
Molecule: messenger RNA, 3104 nt
Organism: Athene cunicularia (burrowing owl)
Lineage: Eukaryota; Metazoa; Chordata; Aves; Strigiformes; Strigidae
Gene: EMC7
Product: ER membrane protein complex subunit 7
Exons: 4
Coding region: 151-528 (125 amino acids)
Cellular component (GO): EMC complex
Source: RefSeq, a predicted model, not a curated record